Molecule: messenger RNA, 1694 nt
Organism: Homalodisca vitripennis (glassy-winged sharpshooter)
Lineage: Eukaryota; Metazoa; Arthropoda; Insecta; Hemiptera; Cicadellidae
Gene: Had1
Product: lambda-crystallin homolog
Exons: 6
Coding region: 445-1404 (319 amino acids)
Biological process (GO): fatty acid metabolic process
Molecular function (GO): oxidoreductase activity, acting on the CH-OH group of donors, NAD or NADP as acceptor; NAD+ binding
Source: RefSeq, a predicted model, not a curated record
GCUUAUAGUUGGUUAUUUUCAUACCAAAAACAAACGUUAUCAGUGCAGUCGGAACGCCUACUACGGUUCUUAACAAUUAAACAGCUGACUUCAUUGUUGUUUGGUAUAUUUGCUUCUAAUUAGACUUAGAUUAUUAUAAUCUAAGAUUAAUACAUUUUCAACACUACCUUUAUAUUGGAAAUUGUUUGAAGUGCCUGUAAUUGGAUUCCUAUCAGUCGAUUGAGUUAAUACACUUGUUUACUACUCGUUUCAAAGUUAUUAUCUGUGUGGCCUUGAAUUAUCUUGUUAGGAUAGAAAUCCCACUCUCUCACUUGCAGAUAACUACAAACUAACAUUGUUCUUCACUUUCCUCACCUAUUGUAUCGGACCAUAAUUAUAUUUUCCUGGUACUGUUGCAUUAUUUAAUUGUAUACAGUACAGGAAAAUCUGAUAGGCAGUUCCAACAUGUCUAGUCGUAAUAAAGGAAAGAUUGCAAUUUUGGGAAGUGGCCUAAUAGGGCGGAGCUGGUCUAUGCUCUACGCAAGUGUUGGCUAUUCUGUGGUCAUCUACGAUAUAGUUGCAGAGCAAGUCUCUAGCGCACUCAAGGACAUAGAGAAACAACUAAAGGCUCUCCAGAAUGACAAUCUCCUCCGAGGCAGUCUCCCUAUGGAAGAACAAUUCAGCCUCAUAACUGGCACUUCAAGUUUGAAGGAACUGGUGGAAGAUGCCAUUCUCGUUCAGGAAUGUGUUCCUGAAAAUCUGGAAUUAAAGAAGAAAGUUUACCAAGAAUUGGACGCUUUGGUGGGGCCUUCAACCAUUCUGUCCAGUUCCACGUCGACAUUUCGUCCCUCUCUGUUCUCGGAAACUCUGAAAAAUCGGGGUAGAAUAAUUGUGGCACACCCUGUGAACCCACCAUACUACGUUCCUCUGGUGGAGGUGGUGCCUGCGCCUUGGACAGAGGAAUGGGUGCCCAAAAAGGUGCGAGCUUUGCUGGAAGAGAUUGGACAAGAACCUGUCAGCCUAUCUCGGGAGAUUGAAGGAUUCUCUCUCAAUCGCAUACAAUACGCUAUUCUCAAUGAAGUGUGGAACCAAGUGGCUGACAAUAUUCUCUCAGUGGAGGAUGUGGAUAAGGUGAUUUCUGAGGGUCUGGGGAUGAGAUAUGCUUUCCUGGGGGCUCUGGAGGUGGCUCAUCUCAAUGCUGAAGGCAUGAAAAAUUACUGUGAUCGGUACAGUAAGACCAUUUACAGCACCUCCUGCACAUUUAAGCCGAUCCCGAAGAUGGAAGGGCCUCAGGUGGAUGUUGUCUCGGAACAGCUCAAUAAGAUGACACCUCUGGAUAAGCUACAGGAUCGUAGAGCUUGGAGAGACCAGUGUCUCACUCGGCUCUCAGUCUUGAAGAACGAGUUGAAGCGGAAACCCAUGUAAAUAUUUUACAACAGGGUGAAUGUUGAGAAGGAAGUCUUAUUUCUUUGAGACUUUUCUCAGAAUUAAGCCGAAAUCAUCUUCGCAAAAGGCUCUUGUAUCCUUCUGAGGUUUGGGCUGAUUACACUAUAUAAAUAUAGGUUUUGUGGGAGAUAUAUACAUUUUUGGAACAAGAGUACUAAUUUUUAUUACACACCAUUAUUUGGUGAAACGUAUAUAAUAGUUGUUUUUAGAAAGAAAUAUACAAGUAUAUAUUAUUUACUAAAAUAAAAUUUUUUAAUGUUACACAAAAA